Messenger RNA from Melanaphis sacchari, 868 nucleotides. It is a transcript of the gene ppl, whose product is annotated as glycine cleavage system H protein. The record is from RefSeq and is a predicted model, not a curated record. The coding region runs from base 244 to 720 and encodes 158 amino acids. Lineage: Eukaryota; Metazoa; Arthropoda; Insecta; Hemiptera; Aphididae. The transcript has 5 exons. Gene Ontology annotation, cellular component: mitochondrion; cytoplasm; glycine cleavage complex. Gene Ontology annotation, biological process: glycine decarboxylation via glycine cleavage system; protein lipoylation.
GUUGAUAAAAUUGUGAUAAGGAUACCGGCCACUUGGUUUUUAGACUUUUAAAAUGUAUUACAGUAUGAUUAAUGAACAAUGAGAAUUACACAAGCGUUCAUUCGAUUUAUGAGUUUACUACUUUAGACUUUGAUGUCUACAAAUUACUAUUAAUUACAUUCAUAAAUACAUCUUUUCUAUACUUAAUUUUAUUAUACAAAUUUGAGAUACUUUGUUUGAACUUUAAAAAUAUUUUCCACAAAAAUGAUUAGAAUUGUUAAAGUAACUAAUCGCAUCUUGGGAAAUGCAAAUCAUGCUCAAGGGUUAUUGUCGAAUGUCUUGCGUUUUUCUACUUCUCAUGUUAAAGAUCGUUAUUAUACUGAUAAACAUGAAUGGAUUGAUGUGAAAGAUAAUAUUGGUACCAUAGGAAUUUCAGAUUAUGCUCAAGAUGCUUUAGGUGAUGUGGUUUAUGCUGAGCUACCUGCUGUUGGAACAGAAGUAAAAAUAAAAGAUGAAUGUGGUGCAUUAGAAAGUGUAAAAGCUGCAAGUGAACUGUACAGUCCUGCAUCUGGCAAAGUAGUUGAAAUAAAUUCUCAGGUGGAAACAAAACCAGCAUUAAUAAACCAAUCUUGUUAUGAAAAUGGAUGGCUUUUUAAAUUAGAACUAUCAUCUCUGGAUGAAGUACAGAAUUUAAUGAAUGAAGAACAGUAUGCUGAAUUUAUUAAACAGGAUCAUAGUUAACUCUAAAAUAAGUAACUUAUGAUCUGUUAGAUAAAAUUUACUUAAUGUAAAAUAAUGUUAAAUAUUUUACAUUGACUAUUACUUUAUGUUUUAUAAGUAGCCCAAGUAUAGGUGAUUUUUGUACAGUUUUAUUUAAUUUUUUUCAAUG